This is a messenger RNA of Schistosoma mattheei, 1949 nucleotides long. The record is from the annotation of a GenBank genome assembly. NCBI's taxonomy places the organism in Eukaryota, Metazoa, Platyhelminthes, Trematoda, Strigeidida, Schistosomatidae.
CGUGAACUAUCAUAAUGCAUGAAGGUAAUUUAUCUACACGUACAGGAAGUAUGUGCUCAUCUUCAGGGAAUAGUAAUAAUAAUAUUAUUAAAAUACCACGUCGUACAUCAGUGGCUCCAGUUACACAAAAAUCAUCAUUAGUUCCUCCACUUAGUAGAAAAUCAUUAUGCAAUAACACAACAACCAUCAGUUCAUCUAAUGAAGCAACUACGUCUUUUCCAUCGGACAAAUUACGUCGUAUGUCUACGCUAUUUAGCAUCGAUCGAGCAAAAGCACGUGAAGUCAUUAUGGCUGUACUAGAAGAUCCUGCAAGAACUGAAUUUAAACGUCUUAAAAUAGAAAAUGACAGCCUAACUAGUGAAUGGAAACAAGUACGUAAAAUAUUAGGACAAUUGCAAGCAGAUUAUGAAACAAGUCGCUCAUUAGAUCCUCUAAGACGAUUUAAGCAUUUACAAGGUAUGGUCAAACGUAUUGUUAUGCAUAUACGUAUUACCGAACCGAGUUCCCUGAAGAAAUUUUCUGCACAUUCAGAGAAUUCAAGUGAAAUUACAUUACAAGGAGAUGUUCUGCAAAGUGAAACUAAAGUGAAAGAAAUGGAAAAACGUGUUGGACAAAUGUGUGAUAAUUAUUCAAUUGAAGAAUUAACUAUACAAAAUCGACGAUUAAAUGAAUCAAAUGAACGAUUAGAAAAUCGUCUACAAUUAAUAAUACAAACAAUAAAUGAAUUAGAUAAUCUGUAUAAUUCUAUUAAAAAUGAUGGCUUCAUUAAACGUUAUACCACUUUAAAAGAUGCCGUUAAACGGAUUGUUACAAAUAAUGAUUUAUAUGAUAAUCCUUAAGUAUAAACAUAUAACAAUGAAGUAUUUAGUGCUGCUUUUUUUGUCACUCACUUGGCUCAAAGCUAAUCGUCGUUGUUGGUGUUCUUCCUCCUCUUCAAAAUACUACUUAAAUACUAAAUCCAAUUCUGUACAAAUUUUCCGAAACAAACGAAUAAAUGGGAACAUGUUGAUGAUGUAAUAUCGAAUUUCUGCUUUAUGUUAAUAUGUCAUUGUAACCAAUCAAUAAUUUUGAUUAUUUAUACUAGUAUAUCAUUAUGUAAUUAUUUUUCUUUUGUUUUUUUAAUACUAAAUUUAUAUCUUCAAUUAUUCAAUAAACCAUGGAUUGUAUUACACCUUAGAAAUGUGUAUUCUUUGUAUUCCCUUUAAAGUGAAACUUGAUAAAGACAAUAUUUACUAAAGAUCAACAUAACAAACUUCUGGAAACUAUUUAAAAAAUGGUUGUUUAUUUGUUUUUCAUCUGAAAAUUAGAUUUUCAUUUUGCUUUGUAUGUUAAUGUCUUUAAACUAUUUAUUUAUUUUUUUCAGGGAACUAUAAUCAAUUCAUUAAUUAAUCUAAAGAUUUGAUAUAUUUGAUAGUAUGGUUGUUUUGUAGUAAACAUCUAUCUGAAGCGACAUAUCAAUGUAAGUUUUUGACUGUUACAGCAACGAAAGAUAAUAUCUAUAUUAGAUUAGAUUAGAUCAGAUUCUACAUACUGAUACUUUCCAUUUCAAAUUAUUAAUUUGUUGAAACUUUUAAAAAUUUGUAUAUAAUUUCAUCAAUGACUAUAUUGUGAAGUGACUGUGAUGUGAGUUACUUAUAUCCACAUAAGUAGUAUAUAACAAUGGUUAGACAUAAAGUGUCUUUCAGUGGAAGAUCGAAAGGAAAAAAACGGUAACGAAGAGCAAUCAGUACGAAAAUGCAUAAACAAUGAAAUCUAAGACAAUGGACUGGUAUUCGAGGAAGGAACAGUCAAGUUUGAGGCGAUGGAUUUGCACAGUUUUUUCGGGGUUUUUUUCUUUCUUUUUCUUUUUUUUAAAAAAAACAUUUUCUCUUUUUUGUAUUCGUUACUGUUUUUUGUUGUUGCGUAAGAAACUUGUUGAAAUAACCUGUGCUGAGAAUUCUAUAUUGUAC